Molecule: messenger RNA, 1305 nt
Organism: Capronia epimyces CBS 606.96
Lineage: Eukaryota; Fungi; Ascomycota; Eurotiomycetes; Chaetothyriales; Herpotrichiellaceae
Exons: 1
Coding region: 1-1305 (434 amino acids)
Source: RefSeq, a predicted model, not a curated record
AUGUCUAGUUUCUCUGAAAGACAUGCGCCCAAGGCGGCUGCAGGGCUUGACGCUUUGGAGUCGCCUUUAAAGCCAGCGCGCCCGGACAGCCUCCAUCAACCGCAACCUCGUCGUCAGCCAGCACUCGCCACAAUCCUCCGUCUCCCAACCCUUUCUCAGACCUCAAACGUCGAGGAUUGGCUCACAUCCUUGGACCAGGACCGACAACAACACUCCAAGUCGGACAGUCACUUACCUCGGAUCUCCCGUUUCUUCCAGUCGACAAGGAUCUUGUCCGAAUUGGAGUCGGAAUUGCCCAAAGAGCCCACUUCACCAGACCUACCUUCAGGAACCUCUAUGGACAGCAGAGCCACAUCCCCCCUGGUUGCAGACCCUAUGUACCGGGAACGCAACCUCGUCUUUAAUAACAUCCAUAUCCACGGGAUAGGUAAGACGCUGCCUGAGCAUGUUCAGCGCCUUGUGGAUGAUAUGUUCAAAGAACGUCAAUCACCGGAACCGGAAGUCGAGGAUAUUAGGAAUGACACUGCUCUGAACAGCCUCCGCGGCGACGACGGCUCCGAGUCAGCAGUGACCAAAUACUUCAAACGUGACAUUUUUGAAGAUCCCCAGUUCUCCAGGAGACUCAAAGGUCUCAUGAUGACGGAAGCAGUUUACCCCAUGCGCAAAGAACACGUUCCCAGCUCAUAUGAUCCGGAUAUCAGUCUUCCAGUGAGCCAGCCGAAGCCGGAUAUCCUUUACGGCUACCUCGGGGAAGCCUUCACAUCGAGGCAGCAGAGACAAUUUAUGACUAUGAACUCCACCGAAUAUACUGCCAACAGUCAAAGACUUAUCUAUCCAUUUUUGCUCGUCGAACUUAAAGGUGACGGGCCUGGUGCCACCGCGGGGAGCCUCUGGGUGGCCACGAAUCAAUGUCUAGGAGGCGUUGCAACCUGUAUCAACAUGGCCGAAAAGCUCAACCGAUACAUCGAACAGCUCCCGGUGUCGACUGUCUCACCCGUGGACACCACGGUCUUCAGCAUCGCCAUGAACGGGAUCGUAGCCAGCCUCUUAGUAUCAUGGAAGGAAGGCGAUGGGAGCGGCGAAGUAUACAACACCCAGGAAAUCAAAUGGUUGCUUUUUGAUCCUGAGGGAUAUCUCCUGUUCCGCCGCUUUGUCCGCAAUGUGCUCGAGUGGGGAAGAGGCCGUCGGCGGGCCCAAAUCGGGGCUCUUCUCGACGCUGUUCAGGAAGAGUCCCGGAAGAAGAGAAAGCUCGACGCCAUGUCUCAAGAUGCCAUCAAGCGCGAUUCCAAACGUUCGAGGAAAUGA